Molecule: messenger RNA, 855 nt
Organism: Necator americanus (New World hookworm)
Lineage: Eukaryota; Metazoa; Nematoda; Chromadorea; Rhabditida; Ancylostomatidae
Exons: 7
Coding region: 1-855 (284 amino acids)
Biological process (GO): mRNA splicing, via spliceosome
Cellular component (GO): ASAP complex; nucleoplasm; cytoplasm
Molecular function (GO): RNA binding
Source: RefSeq, a predicted model, not a curated record
AUGGUUGAGAAAAAAGAAGAAGAGAAGAAGCGUCGCUCACGCUCCGAGUCGUCCAGUAGCACUUCAUCAUCUGGGAGUUCUUCGAGCAGUGACUCGUCGGGAUCCUCUCGUUCGACAAGUUCUUCGAGCUCUUCCCGUUCACCGUCUCCGCGUGCAAAAAGGGAUUCUGGAAAGGGAACUACUACCAGAGGUCGCUCUCGCUCACCUCGUCGUUCACCGGCGCGAGCAAGAGCUGACAGAGGAGCAGGAGAUCGUCCGAGUCGCCGUUCUCCUUCGCCACGUCGUCGUCGCGUUUCCCCGUCACCGAAAAGACGCGCCGAUCGUAGCACAAGCCGUGGUCGUCGCCGUUCACCUCGUCGCGCGUCGCCGCGUCGUGCUUCACCUCGAAGAUCACCUAAGAGAUCUCCACGUCGUACUUCACCGCGAAAGACCAGCCCUUCGAAGCGCAUUUCCAUCAGAAACCUAAGUCGAAAUGUGACCAAGGAGCACCUUGCGGAGAUUUUUGGAAUGUACGGACCCAUCAAGAGUUGUGAUCUUCCACCAGAGAGAUUUUAUACGCAUCUUCACAGGGGUUACGGAUAUGUGGAGUAUGAGAACGCUGAAGAUGCAGAGAAGGCAUUGAAAUAUUUUGAUGGCGGUCAAAUUGAUGGACAAGUCGUGAGUGUUGAGUUGACUUUGAAUCGUGCUGCUAGUCGCCGCUCCCCGGUUCGCAAGAGUCCCGUCAGAAGAAGCAGCCCUGGAAGAAGACGUUCGCCUCCUGGACGUGGUGCAAAUGCAAAUAUGGUGCCGCUUGGUUCAAGCCGUUUCAAUCGCAGCCGUUCACGUUCGCCGCGCAGAAGACGCAGCAGGUCGUAG